AUGUUAGGAAUAAGGUUCUUCUUCUUCUUCUUCUUCUUCUGCUCCUCCUCCUUCUCUUUCUCCUCCUUCUUCUCCUCCUCCUCCUUUCCUCCUCCUUCUUCUCCUCCUCCUCCUUCUUCUCCUCCUCCUCCUUCUUCUCCCCUUCCUCCUCCUCCUCCUCCUUCUUCUUCUUCUUCUUCUUCUUCUUCUUCUUCUUCUUCUUCUUCUUCUUCCAGUAUUAUUAUCUUUUUACUUGGAUUUUGCAUUCGCUUUCUUUUUAACUUUCUUUGUUUUUCUAUCUUGUUUACCUGGCUUUCUUUACUUGCCUUUAUUUUCUAUUUUCUUUCUGCGAAUUCCAUUCCUUUGUUUUUCUUUCUUUUUCUUUGUCUUUCUUUCUCCGAAUUCCAUUUUUUUGUCUUCCUUUCUGUAAAUUCUUUUCCUGUGUAUUUCUUUCUGCGAAUUCCUUGUUUGUUGUUUUUUCUGUGA
This is a messenger RNA of Acanthosepion pharaonis, 465 nucleotides long. The record is from the annotation of a GenBank genome assembly. NCBI's taxonomy places the organism in Eukaryota, Metazoa, Mollusca, Cephalopoda, Sepiida, Sepiidae.